This is a messenger RNA of Zingiber officinale, 1476 nucleotides long. Its product is annotated as peroxidase 17-like. The transcript has 3 exons. The record is from RefSeq and is a predicted model, not a curated record. The coding region runs from base 405 to 1421 and encodes 338 amino acids. Gene Ontology annotation, biological process: response to oxidative stress; hydrogen peroxide catabolic process. Lineage: Eukaryota; Viridiplantae; Streptophyta; Magnoliopsida; Zingiberales; Zingiberaceae. Gene Ontology annotation, molecular function: heme binding; peroxidase activity.
CGGGAACAAACAAACAAACGGACAAACAGCAGGCGCCAACAAAAACCACUUACAACUCCUCCACAAAUGGCAGUAACUGACAUGGGCCACUGCCGGUGCGCCACUGGGGCGCAUCAUAUUCCAACUCUCUUUGUUUACUACUCCAUAAAUGUCCAUCCUCCGAUACUGCCUUCAGCCUCUCCCUUGUUUACCUGUAGGGAGAGAGAGGCUUAAUUAUUGUUCACCGAAAUGUUAUCUGGUGGAUAUUUUUCUUCUUCUUCCCUUCAUUACCAUCCUAUUUCCGUCCGAGUAAACAUGGCAGUUUGGACGGACCACCAAUAAAAGCAGUGGGGGGCAAUAAAAAUCAUCGACUUCUUCCCCCUCUUCUUCUUCUCAGUACCUUUACGUGCAGUGUACUUUGCGCGAUGUCCGCUGUCUACGCUGCGUCGUUGCUGCUCUUCCUCACCGCCUUCUUCCUCCGCCCUAGGAUCUCCCUCUCCGCCACCAACCUCCGCGUCGGCUACUACUCCGAGACCUGCCCCUCCGCUGAGCGCCUCGUGCGGGAGGCGAUCCGGGCGGCGAUGGCCCGCGAGCCGCGGAGUGGGGCCUCCGUCAUGCGCCUCCAGUUCCACGACUGCUUCGUCAACGGUUGCGACGGGUCCGUGUUGCUCGACGACACGCCGACCAUGGUCGGCGAGAAGCUGGCUCUGUCCAACAUCAACUCGCUGCGGUCCUUCGAGGUGAUCGACGAGGCGAAGACGGCGGUGGAGAAGGAGUGUCCCGGCGUCGUCUCCUGCGCCGACAUCGUCGUCAUCGCCGCCAGAGACGCCGUCGCCCUGAGCGGAGGGCCGGAGUGGGAAGUGAGGCUCGGCCGGGAGGACAGCCUGAUCGCCAGCCAGGAGGCGUCGGACGAGAUCAUGCCCAGCCCCAGGGCCAACGCCACCGCCCUCAUCAGCCUCUUCGCCCGCUUCAACCUCACCGUCGUCGACCUGGUCGCGCUCUCCGGCUCCCACUCCAUCGGAGAAGGCCGCUGCUUCUCCAUCGUCUUCAGGCUCUACAACCAGUCCGGCACGGGCAGGCCCGACCCCGCCAUGGACCCUGACUACCGCGAGAAGCUCGACGCGCUGUGUCCCCUGGGCGGAGACGGCAACGUCACCGGCGGGCUCGACGCCACGCCCACGGCCUUCGACAACCAGUACUUCAAGGACCUGGUGCAGCUGAGGGGGUUCCUGAACGCCGACCAGACGCUCUUCUCCGGCGGCGAGACGGCGACGAAGGAGGUGGUGGAGAGGUUCAGCAGGGAUCAGGGAGCUUUCUUCGCUGCCUUCGUCGAGGGGAUGAUCAAAAUGGGGGAGUUGCAGACGCAGCAGAGGGGAGAGAUCAGGCGGAACUGUCGGGUAGUCAACGACAGGCGACCGACCGCCGUCUUCUCUGAAUUUUGAUGUAUCAACAGAGAUUUUCAUGCAAUAAAGCUUCAUAAUUCGGAAUCUUAUACUU